Molecule: messenger RNA, 2941 nt
Organism: Mus musculus (house mouse)
Lineage: Eukaryota; Metazoa; Chordata; Mammalia; Rodentia; Muridae
Gene: Lhx2
Product: LIM homeobox protein 2
Exons: 5
Coding region: 1214-2335 (373 amino acids)
Biological process (GO): system development; animal gross anatomical part developmental process; regulation of DNA-templated transcription
Cellular component (GO): nucleus
Molecular function (GO): DNA-binding transcription factor activity, RNA polymerase II-specific; DNA binding
Source: RefSeq, a predicted model, not a curated record
CUCCAGGAAAGGUUUAAUUUUUCUUCCUGAAGAAACACAGGAAACUGUUCGCAGCCUAGAAAACUCCAAACCCCGCGCUCUCCCUUCUCCCUCCCUUGCGCCUCCUCCUCCAGCCUCGCCCACCAGCUCCCACCACCUCCUCUCUCCGCUCCUCUCCUCCUCUAGCCUUUCCCCUCCCUUUGGGUCUCCCGCCUUCCCGGAGCACGCGCUGCCAAGGCCUGGGGCGGCGGGCGGCCAAUGGCACGGCGGCAGGACGUGAUGUCAGGCGCGGCUGUAGAAAAGGCGCGGAGGCUUGCGCUGGCGCGGACUGCAGAGCCGAGGCUGAGCUCGGCGCGCGCUUGGGUAGCGUUGCGCGCGGCUGGGCCCGCGGCCGUCGGCUCCUCCUCCCACUCUGCUCCUCCUCCUUUUUCCUCCUCCUCCACCUCCUCCGCCGCCGCCUCCUCCUCCUCUUCCUCCUCCUCCUCUUCAAUUCUCCCAGUGGCUCGGCUCAGCUCGCAGGCUUCGCGGAGACCCCCUACUCCAGUUCGCCUUUGGUUGGGAACACACCCCGGGGGGAAGAGACGUGCAGGCAUCUGGGCCGCCGCGGGCACCUAGCUGUUCCUGGGUGAACCCCGACUGCAGCCACCGCCGCCUGGGGCAGAGUUUGCGCCCCUGAUUUGCGCCCUGGGCGCCAGAACCCAGCUAGCGAUGCCUGCGGCGUGAAAGCGCCCACAGCGGGCGCCGACCUCUGCCCUGGUCUCCCGCCCCCACCUCACCCCCUGCCCUUGUGACCCUGGCUUCGGCGCCGCCGUCCAGGCGCCCCGCGAUGUAGCUGCCCCCACGCCUCGGCGGGAGGCGUCCUGGCCCGCAGGCGCCCGCGGCCCGGAGCCCAGCCUGGGGGCGCAGCCGAGCUCGGGCGGGGCCGGGGCCGCGGUGGCGAUGCACUGGGCCGGUUAACGCCGGGAGCGCCAGGCAGCUGAGGCGGGGGGCAAGCCCUUCCUCGGGGCAGCCGCAUCCCCGGUCCCGCCGCGAUGCUGUUCCACAGUCUGUCGGGCCCCGAGGUGCACGGGGUCAUCGACGAGAUGGACCGCAGGGCCAAGAGCGAGGCUCCGGCCAUCAGCUCCGCCAUCGACCGCGGCGACACGGAGACGGUAGGCGCGCGGCUGUGGAGUUGGGGCUGAGAGCUGGGACCUGGCGGGGCCAGCCAGCGCCUCUGUUCCCCGAACUUUAGACCAUGCCGUCCAUCAGCAGUGACCGGGCAGCGUUGUGUGCUGGCUGUGGGGGCAAGAUCUCUGACCGCUACUACCUGCUGGCAGUAGACAAGCAAUGGCACAUGCGCUGCCUCAAGUGCUGUGAAUGCAAGCUCAACCUGGAGUCGGAACUCACCUGCUUCAGCAAGGAUGGCAGCAUCUACUGCAAAGAAGACUACUACAGCCCCUCCCUCCAUGGUCCCCACAGGCGGUUCUCUGUGCAGCGCUGCGCCCGCUGCCACCUGGGCAUCUCGGCCUCAGAGAUGGUGAUGCGCGCUCGGGACUUGGUUUAUCACCUCAACUGCUUCACAUGCACAACGUGUAACAAGAUGCUGACGACCGGCGACCAUUUCGGCAUGAAGGACAGCCUGGUCUAUUGCCGCUUGCACUUCGAGGCUCUGCUGCAGGGCGAAUACCCAGCACACUUUAACCAUGCCGACGUGGCAGCGGCGGCAGCCGCAGCCGCAGCAGCUAAGAGUGCAGGAUUGGGCUCAGCCGGGGCUAAUCCGCUGGGUCUUCCCUACUACAACGGCGUGGGCACUGUGCAAAAGGGGAGGCCGAGAAAGCGCAAGAGUCCAGGACCCGGGGCAGAUCUGGCAGCUUACAACGCCGCGCUUAGCUGUAACGAGAACGAUGCUGAACACCUGGAUCGUGACCAGCCCUACCCCAGCAGCCAAAAGACAAAGCGCAUGCGCACCUCCUUCAAGCACCACCAGCUUCGGACAAUGAAGUCUUACUUUGCCAUUAACCACAAUCCCGAUGCCAAGGACUUGAAGCAGCUUGCGCAAAAGACCGGCCUCACCAAGAGAGUCCUCCAGGUCUGGUUUCAGAAUGCCCGGGCCAAGUUCAGGCGCAACCUUUUACGGCAGGAAAACACGGGCGUGGACAAGACGUCAGAUGCCACGCUGCAGACAGGGACGCCGUCAGGGCCCGCCUCGGAGCUGUCCAACGCCUCGCUCAGCCCCUCCAGCACGCCUACAACCCUCACAGACUUGACUAGCCCCACCCUGCCGACUGUGACGUCAGUCUUAACUUCUGUGCCUGGCAACCUGGAGGGCCACGAGCCCCACAGCCCUUCACAAACGACUCUUACCAACCUUUUCUAAUGACUCGCCACCCCCUUCUCCCCGAGCCCCCACGAUUUCUUUAAAAAAGAAAUUAUCUUUAGUUGAAUUCCAAGUGUAUUUUAAAAAUAGAGGUUUGAGCAACUAACUAACCACGUUUUAGGAUCUCGCCUGGAAACAGAGGGAAAAAAGAAUUGUGCGUCGGGCUAACGCAGCGGUGUGUGCUGAGGAAUUACUUGGGAGAUAUAUCUGCAACACAACAUUUGUGUCCCUGUACAGUUUUGUGGACUGAGCGAGGAAAACAACAAAUAAUUUAAGUUGGCUGAGAGCUUCCGUAUUUUCAAAGACUGCCACGUGCCUUAGGAAUACUGUUUUAUCUUCAUACUUUGGAUGAAUUGUUCGUUUUUUUUCCUCUCCCUCUUUUUCUCUCUGUAUAUUUAUGACCAGAGCAAAAUGUAAAAAAGGAAAAAACAAAAAAUGUUUGUUACUUUGAAUAGUCCUAAAAAGAAAAAGGAAAAAAAAAUAAGGAAAAAAAAAUCAAAUCCCCUCCAACGGUCGCUUUCUUGUUUUAGAAUUUUAAGGUGGAAGUCUGUUCGGAUAUCAGAAUUUGUAAAACCUAACCAGUAAUAAAAUCACUUAUCGAAAAGA